AUGUUACCCUCAGAGGUUUUUGCCAACACGUCAGAAGCAGAACUUGAGAUCAUAACAGAUAUCCAAGCCAAGCUCAGGGAAGACCCAUCACUUGAGCCCAUCAUCAAAGAUUACAACUGGGAAGAAGAUUUGCUUUGGUACCAAGGGAAGCUGGUGGUUCCUGACAACAAACCCCUAAAGGAAAAACUCCUAAGGGAAUUCCAUGACUCUCCCCUGGCAGGACAUCCUGGGCAACAACAAACCCUUGAACUGCUAAGUUGUAACUACUGGUGGCCAGGUAUGAAGUCCUCUGCUAAGGAAUGGGUGGAAUGCUGUCCUGUAUGCCAGGCCAACCAAUGUGCCCAUGCCCCUGUAAUUGCCUUGAAGCCCUUAGAAGUCCCCCCUUUCCCAUUCCACACUAUUUCAUACAAUUUCAUCACAGGGUUCCCCAAGUCUCAGGGUCACAACGCCAUCCUGGUGGUCAUAGAUUUGUUCUCCAAGUUUGGACACUUCAUCCCCACUUCCAAGAAGGUCACAGCUAAGGGCCUAGCAGACCUAUUCAUCACCAAUGUCUGGAAACUUCAUGGACUUCCAAUCAAGACAAUCUUGGACCGUGGAACAACCUUCACCGGGAAAUUCCUAAAAGCCCUGUACCAACGACUUGGAGUCAAACCAGCAUUUUCCUCCGCUUAUCACCCUGAAUCUGAUGGACAAACAGAAAGGGUGAACCAGUUCAUCAAGUUUUACCUCUGCUCCUAUGUAGCAGCCAACCACUCAGACUGGGCCACCUGGCUACCCCUGGCAGAAUAUGCAUAUAAUAACGCCAAACACGCAGCCACAGGGAAAACACCAUUUGAAUUAGUCUAUGGAAGGAAUCCAGUAAUGAGUCCAUCAAACGUCCCAUCCAACGUCCCAGAAGCAGACCAAGUGGCAGACACAUUAGCUGGCGCUUGUGGCCCUAGAGAAUGGAAGGAAGCCAAAGCAGCCUUAAGGAUGAGUAAGGAAAGAAUGGUCAGGGAGAAAGGAACAAUACCCAAAUACUCAAUUGGCAAAAAAGUCUGGCUAGAUGGGAAGAAUGUGGAACUAAGGACCAAUUCCAACAAACUGGACCCUAAACAGUUAGGACCCUUCAAGAUCACAGAAAAAAUAUCCAGCCAUGCCUACUGCCUCAAGUUGCUGGAAUCAUUGAAAAUCCACAACGUAUUCUAUGUGGGAUUCCUAUCAAAGGCACACAAAUCCCCAAAUCAACCAUUCCCAGAACAACCUCCCCCUGAGACAAUAGAAGGGGAGGAAGAAUACAAAGUUGAGCAAAUCAUUGAUUCCAAGCAACAACAGGGAAAAUGGUUCUACUUGAUAAAGUGGAAGGGUUACGGUCCAGAAGACAAUUCUUGGGAACCAGAAGAACUGUUGGAACACAGCCAGGAAGAGAUCAAGCGCUUCAACCAAGCUAGACUCAGAAAGGCUUGUGACGCCACCAAGAGCCUUUAA
Messenger RNA from Rhizoctonia solani, 1467 nucleotides. Its product is annotated as Retrotransposable element Tf2 protein. The coding region runs from base 1 to 1467 and encodes 488 amino acids. The transcript has 3 exons. Gene Ontology annotation, molecular function: nucleic acid binding. The record is from RefSeq and is a predicted model, not a curated record. Lineage: Eukaryota; Fungi; Basidiomycota; Agaricomycetes; Cantharellales; Ceratobasidiaceae. Gene Ontology annotation, biological process: DNA integration.